AUGUCAGGCAUGCAGAUCUUGGCUUUCCUGGGCGGCCUGGUUGGGCUGGGUGCCACCUUCUGCGCCACGUUGUCCAACGAAUGGAAAACCACCAGCAGAGCCUCCUCUGUCAUCACGGCCACAUGGAUUCUCCAGGGACUGUGGAAUAACUGUGCUGGAAACGCCAUCGGAGCCCUGCACUGCAGACCACACCACACUAUCUUCAAACUGGAAGGUGAGGGGAGGAAGGUCCCUCCAUCCAUAUCACACAGAGAUCAUAUAUGGUGACAACCAACAACGGACCGAUCUGUGACAUUAUUUUAUGCAGGUUCACUAAAUGAAAAACAUCCUGGUUCACUAAAUGAAAAACAUCCUGGUUCACUAAAUGAAAAACAUCCUGGUUCACUAAUAUUCUUUCUUCACUGUGUUUCAUGCUCCUGUCUUAUCAGUAUGAUUAUACUGUGCAAUAGCUGUUAAGUACACUUUGAGAGACUAAAAUGGACUUUACUGACAAUCACAUGAUACGUGCAUAAUAUGCAUUUUAUUUAUUAAUAAACUGGGCCUACAAGUGAUGCUAUCUACAAAAGGAAGGAGCUCAAAUGAAACAGCAACAUUUGUAAGAUCAAAACUGCAAUAUUUGUAUAUCAAUAGUCCUUGUAUAUUUGUAGAUAUUUUCUUAAAUAUAAAUUAUUCACACAUAUGUUUUAAUGCCACUGAGCAUGAUGUUCUUCGUUGACAGAAGGUAUUUUGACAGUUGUUACAGUUUGUUAUAUUUGUAAAAUAUAGUUAGUUUAACACUAGUGGAUUUGAUCACAUUGUGGAAUUUGAAAUAUAAACUAUAAGAACAAUUCAUGUUCUUAUGCAUUUUGUGUUCCAGGUGAUGACAUAACAAUGUGUAAUUUGGGACAACAGAGAGAUAUCAUGGUGUUUCCUCAGGAAAGAAUGAGAGAACAGGCGGUACACGGACUGAAUCACAGUGGCUCCUGUCUGAGGCAUACAGUGUACAGGACAACAUGUCAAAAUAGCCAGGGGGAGACAUUGCUCUGCCAAACGUAGUACCAAUGAUAGGCUUGGUUGAGAAGAACUAGUAAUUGUAGUUAUAACAUUGCUGAGACACAUUUUUCAGUUGUGUUUCAUCUCUUCUGAGGACAUCGAAAGGGAAUUGACACCAUGAUAUCGCUCUGUUGUCCCAAAGUACAGUGGUUAUAAUGGAUCAAUUCCCAGUGACACAGGCAAUCAUCAUACGCCAUGUUUCUGGAUCAUUACUUUGGAAACUUAAGAAAUGUAACGCUUUAUGAUACUGCCUUUUUUUGCGCCGCAUUCUGUGCAUGUCAAUUGCGCGUUGAUCUCCUUAAACUCCCUCAUGUGGUGGUGUUUGAAACUGUGCACAUGUACAAUAGUUUACCACUAGAUGGGCCGCUAAGGUAACUGUAAAAAAAUAGUUAGGAAGAAAGAAUUCCUUCUGUAUCCCUAUGAAUGUACUGUAGGAUCUAUGACUAUGUAUAGCCAUUUGUUUGCUUGUUUUGUUAACUAGUUCCUUCCUGUUAUGUAAACUUGUUCCUUCCUGUUAUGUUAACUAGUUCCUUCCUGUUUUUGUUAACUAGUUCCUUCCUGUUAUGCUAACUCGUUCCUUCCUUUUAUGUUAACUUGUUCCUUCCUGUUAUGUUACUAGUUCCUUCCUGUUUUGUUAACUAGUUCCUUCCUGUUUUGUUAACUAGUUCCUUCCCCAUGUCAUUGAGUUGCUCCACCUCUCUCUCUCUUCUCUCUUUCUCUCUCUCUGUCUCUGAAGCAUCAGUCCAUGGUGCGAAUGGUGAGCGUUAAUGAGUGAUCAGUAUUAUUCUACUUUUAACCUUCGGUCACAUUUUCUUGUUAUUUAAUACUUAAUCGCUUCCCUAUGAGCAGGUUGUUAUGACAGAGUCGAAAGUGGCUGUAUUAUGUUCCCCAUGCUAAUCGUGAUGAUCCCCUUUGAGAUGUACAGGCUGUUUGUACCACCUCCUCUACGUUAUAGGCCUAUAAGUUCUAAAUCUUCUGAAUCACGUAUAUUCAUCCUCUUGUUAUGUGAGGCAUCAUAUAUGAAGUCAUCAUGACACAUUUUGACACGUCAUGACAGUGCAUCCGCCACCUUUGGCCUUUCUGCACAGUUAGCUCCCAUCAACUCUAUCACAGUCAGGUGAGGGGGUGGAGGAAGCUAGACACCAUUGGUCAGUCGUCGACAAUGAGGGCUAAACCCCUCCCUGAUUAAUAGGAAACAUUCCAGAACAUAUUAACCAUGAAUCCCACCAUGGCCAUUUAACCUGGGUUACUACUCCAGAGCCCAUGCCUGGGAUUGUCUUCACCAAGCUUCAUUGGCCAGUGGACCAUCAGUUACAUCGUUACUCUUCCGUGACCUCUGAAGUUCUCACCAACUUCAGUAGUAAGCGCUGGUGUAUUGUACACAAUGAGUGACAUGGUGAUAGAGAUUUUGGCCUUUAUUCUGACCACAUCUGGCUGGGUCCUGAUCUCCUCCACCAUACCCACGGAUUACUGGAAGGUGUCUUCUCUGGAUGGCACGGUCAUCACCACAGCUACCUACUGGUCCAACCUGUGGAAGGCCUGUGUCACUGAUUCAACAGGAGUCUCCAACUGCAAGGACUUUCCCUCCAUGCUGGCACUGGACGGUCUGCUCAAAGUUUAUUUUUUGUCAUUGGGAAAGUGUGUUAUAGUAGCUGUUUAGCAACAUUGGCCUACUGGGCUAGUGGCCUACUGUGAUACAACACUGCAGGGACAACCCUGGUCCUGGAGGGCCACAGGCACUUCAUGUUUUUGAUUGAACCAACCUGGAAGACCAGGGGUGUUGAAUCAAUUAGCUCAGUUGGUCAGGUGUGGUGCCUAGUUGGAACAAAAUCCUGCAGUACCUGCGGCACUCCAGGAACAGGGUUGUCUACCCCUGCAAUACAGCUUUUAAAAUGUAAAAAAAACUGCUUAUAGAUGGAUUAGCUGAGAACGUCACGAAAACGACGCGCUAUCUUCAGAGGGGCAGAAGUCCGUGAGUUGUUGUGAUUCUGGAUGGCCAGAUAGCUAACAACAAUGACAAGAAACUGACAUGUUGGGAAUCGUAAGUGGUUCGUUUCAGCUAGUUUCAUCUUGUUCUUGAUACCAUGUCUUGUUUUGAGGCGUUGUGACUGAUUUCAAGUCAAUGCUAAUAUGGCUAGAAUUCGCUAGCUAGUUCAACAACUAUAACAAUGUAUUUAAGAGACAACAAGUGCUCAUUGUGCAAAUAUUUUAACCCUCCCGUUGUUCUAGGGUCAAAAUGACCCGCCACUGUGUUGAACCAACUUUAUUUAAUUUUUUGGAUCAUUUGUGAGAAGGAGGCAGUGAUACUUUCUUUAAAGUCUCACUGCCUCCUUCUCACAAAUGAUCCCAAAAAUAUAAAAAUUAAAUAAAGUUGGUUCAACACAGUGGCGGGUCAUUUUGACCCUAGGACAACGGGAGGGUUUGUUUUCAAUAAACAUUGGAGACUAAAUAUAGUUUACACGCUGUCAACAAUCUAAACCAACCCUUUCUGUUUUGCCCUAACCAAACUGGAAAUUAUUGUGAUUCUAACGCCCUCAUUGUGUAAAUAUAUAGUUAUCCUCAUUUUUUGAUCCACUUGUUCAAGUGAUUACAUCUCGAUGCAUUCGGUAAGCAUGGGCUAGUUGUAGAAAACUGUUACAUGGAUUGUAUUUGAUUUCAUGGACGUUAAUGAAAGUGAAGAGUCUGCAAACUAGCAGUGUUUCAACGUCGGUCUCAGAUGAGGGUCAGUGGAUCCACCACCUCACUGUAACUGCGCCACAGUUCAAUUUCUCAUUACUUUGGAAAGAGAAGGGCUCAUUACUUGGAAAGAGAAGGGCUCAGAGCUUGCCAGUGCUAAUAGAUUUGUGGGGAAGUCACAAUGCAAGUGUUCUCCCAGGGACAAGUCAUCUACCUUCAAAGAUGUCAAUGUUUAGCCUAACAUCAUGGGAGGCUAUAAAUGAGAUUUACUGGGAGCUUGGGGCUGAUUUCCCAUGGUUGGCUAGUUUCUGGGGUUAACCACCAAUCUAAUAUGUGCCUGUAAAUCACGUCUCAAAGGCAGCUCCAAUGCCAAAACUGUGAGCACCUUAGCACAUCUCUUCACUUAGAAACAAUUACCGGUUGCGCUAACAAAUGAUUGUUUACGCGUACUGAACCAAUUUGUUGCUUGCACAGUUAGCUGAGCAAAUGAAGGUCUUGUGAUCCUGUAUGGUGUGUGGGUGUAACGAGAUGUGGAGGGCAUUGGGGGAAAUGGCUGGGGGACAGUUAGCUAUUGGGAAUGCUUAGAAGCAUUGACUUUGCUGACUAUAGGCCUACAUAAAAUCAAGAAGCAUUGCCUAAAGGCAGAGCAGGUCCUGGCCAUUCUGCCUCCACCACUAGAAUAGUCCCAGUAAGCAAAAUGACAUUGAAAAGACGUCUAAAAUACUUAUUUUUCCAGGACGUUGGAUUUAGGUUCAAUUAGGUUCUGAAUGAAAGGUGAAAAUACAUUAUUUAUAGACAUCUAUGUUUUGGCCAAAUCAAGGCUGGUUCCAGACCGGACAAAAUCUGAACUAAACAUAGAUGUCUGCACAAAAAAAAGACAGGCGGUCCGGAACAAAAACAACAACAUCUAAAUGACGUCAGCAUCGGUCCGUGCUUACUGGGGUAUAGCCUACCAUGUCAGCCCUCAAUGGAAUUUUUUGAAUGCCCAUCCAUGUGGUAGGCCCACCGUUUGUAUAACAGACCGUUGCAUUGGCUUUAUUAGUCCUAAUUCCUGUGCUAUUUAAGCUCUGAAUAUCAGCUACCCACCUUCAUCAGGAGUUAUCCUGAACACAUUUGCAAUGCAUUUUACACAGCAGGAAAUGCAGAAGUAUUUUAUUUUUCGCUAUGAUCAGCUCGUAAGACAUUUGCGUAUACAAACUUGAAACCACUGAUCAUGACAAUUUAGCCCACUGGAUGAAACUCUUGGACAGCAGUUGUGAGUAGCCUGAUUGUACAUUCCAUAUUGUCAAUUUCACUUUCACCUUUCCUGUGUUUAGGAUAUGUUGUUUGUUAACAUGUCAUUUUUUUUUUUUUUGAUUUGGCGCCAUUUAGGUUAGGCUAUUUGAUCGGAGACACCUGCAUGAUCUAAAAAGUUUCCUUCUCAUUACAUCUCAUACAUUUUAUCAUUUAUGUUAGAUUUCUUUUUUUUUACGGAAUGUUGGUGGAGCGCUGCAGUGAUGCGUCUCUCCAACAGCACCCUGGAGAGGCGCGCUGGGAAUGGACAAGAUCAAUAUUUGCAUCCCUGCCUGUGACAAAGUGGGCACAGCUUAUCACAGGGCGGCAUCAGCGCUCACCUAAUAAGCUCAUAUGCCACUGGUUGAGAGAGAAAUUGUCAUUGUUUUGGGGCAGAAUUAUGUGAGGUUUAAUGUGUUGUUGUAGGUGCGUCUUGGUCAGUUUAGAUAAAAAAAUACCGCCCUCGUCAAUCUGCCACUAAUCCUGCCUAAUGAGCGGGCCGGCCCUGCCUAAAGGUGUGUACCAGAUAUCUCACGUGGUCUGUGCUCUUUCUUCCAGGCCAUAUUCAGGUCUGCAGGGGUCUGAUGAUCGCUGCUGUCUGCCUGGGCUUCUUCGGUGCCGUCUUUGCCCUGGUCGGAAUGAAGUGCACCAAGAUUGGGGGAUCAGACCAAAGCAAAGCCAGAAUGGCUUGCUUCGCUGGGGUCAAUUUCAUACUCAGCGGUAACUAUCAUGUCACAACCGUUGAUUAAAAAUAAUGGCGUAGCAGCACUGAACGUUAUUUUCCUCUCUACAGGUCUCUGCUCGCUGUCCGCAUGCUCCCUGUACGCGCACAGAAUAACAUCUGAGUUUUUUGACCCCAUGUAUGUUGCUCAGAAGUGAGUAACCCAUGUGGCAUAUAGGACCAGACAUACAGUGCAGUGACUCAUAUGAUCCUGGAUGAAGUAAUGUUGCUGUUAAUUAACCGGUCUCCUGUUUUCCAGGUAUGAACUGGGAGUUGCCUUGUUCAUUGGUUGGGCAGGAUCUAUCCUGUGUGUUCUGGGAGGGGUGAUAUUCUGCUUCUCCAUAGUAGACAGUUCCAGAAGGUGAGUCAGACAUCAGUAACGAUGUGCAUACAUGUAAUUGAUAUUUGGUAAAUGAUAUGAUCGGUUUACUUCAAUGGCUAUCAUAUCGCGAUACUAGAUGAGCUAUAUCUCGAGAGAGCGGUAGGAGAGAGGAGAGAGAGAGAGAGAGAGAGAGCGAGAGGAGAGAGAGAAAAGAGAGGAGAGAGAAGAGAGAGAGAGAGAGAGAGAGGAGAAGAGAGAGAGGGAGGAAAGAGAGAGAGGGAUGAGAGAGAGAAGAGAGAGGAGAGGGAGGAGGAGAGAGAGAGAGAGAGUAUGAGAGAGGAGAAUCGAGGGGAGAGUCUAGAGAGCUAUGCUAUCGCGCUAAGAGAGGGCUAGAUCGAGCAUUAUCGAAUGCUCCUCUCUCUCUUCUCUCUCUCUCUCUCUCUCUCUCUCUCUCUCUCUCUUCUCUCUCCUCUCUCUCUCUCUCUCUCUCAUCUCUCUCUGUCUUUCACUCUUUCUAUCUAUUUCUCUCUCACAGCUCUAGUCGCACAGGCUAUGCCUACGGAGGACCUGCCUCUACCUCCCAUGUCUCUUCCCACCCGAGAGGGCAUGCGCAGCCCAUGAGCCAGCGGCCUCCACCUGAAUACAACAGCCCCUCCAGAGCACAGCACUUUGAUAAGAAUGCCUAUGUGUAAGGGAGGAUAGGGAGAAGCUGACUCA
This is a messenger RNA of Coregonus sp. 'balchen', 6740 nucleotides long. The record is from the annotation of a GenBank genome assembly. NCBI's taxonomy places the organism in Eukaryota, Metazoa, Chordata, Actinopteri, Salmoniformes, Salmonidae.